AUGAGCGUCACUUUCACCGUCCAACGAGGAUCUCAAAGCGGGAAAGUCGUUCAAGGCACCUCCAGCCGACAACUAGGCCGCAACGAGGCCUAUCUCAAAAUCACACACUCUGGCCUGUGUGGAACAGAUGAACACUAUCUCCACAACGGAAUCGUUUUAGGCCACGAAGGAGUUGGCAUUGUCGAGGCAGUUGGCCCAGACGUUACUACCGUCAAGGUUGGUGAUCGAGUCGGAUUCGGCUGGGUUCACAAGACGUGCGGACGGUGUCAAUACUGCCUUACAGGAUUGGACACGUACUGCGAGAACAAGACAGAAUUCGGAAUCCAUGACCAUGACGUUGGCUCAUUCGCCAGCCACGCCGUCUGGGAUGCCGAUGCGCUCCACAAGAUUCCCGAUGGCCUCGAUAGUGCUCAUGCUGCUCCACUGAUGUGCGGCGGAGCUACAGUUUGGACGCCCUUUGCUCUGUAUGGCAUCCGCCCGACUGAUCGCGUCGGCAUCGUUGGUGUUGGCGGCCUGGGACACUUGGCCAUCCAGUUCGGAGCAAAGAUGGGCUGCAAGGUCGUCGUCUUCUCCAGCAGCGAGUCCAAGAGAGAGGACGCGAUGAAGCUAGGCGCAAGCGAGUUCCAUGUUCUACACGCGGAUUCCCCUCUAGAGGGAAUCGAGCCGGUCAGGCACAUGCUGCUCUGCGGAAAUGCGCAACCCGACUACAGCCGUAUCAUUCCGCUUACGGCAUCGGCCGGCAAGAUUUACAACUUGAUUGUGAGCUUCGAUGCGCCUCCGAUGCCAAUGCUGCCGCUCAUGGCGAGAGGCAUCAGCAUCCAGGGCUCGGCUGGAGCACCUCGAGCGGAGAUCAGGAAGAUGCUGGACUUUGCGGUGCAGCAUGGAAUCAAGCCAACCAUCAUGACAUGGCCAUUGAACACCCAGGGUGUGGAGGAUGCGAUGAAAGUACUGCGAGAGGGCAAGAUGAGGUACCGCGGUGUCUUGGUGGCGGAGUAA
Molecule: messenger RNA, 996 nt
Organism: Trichoderma citrinoviride
Lineage: Eukaryota; Fungi; Ascomycota; Sordariomycetes; Hypocreales; Hypocreaceae
Product: alcohol dehydrogenase
Exons: 3
Coding region: 1-996 (331 amino acids)
Biological process (GO): alcohol metabolic process
Molecular function (GO): zinc ion binding; alcohol dehydrogenase (NADP+) activity
Source: RefSeq, a predicted model, not a curated record